AUGGGGACGAAGUUGCACCACACCACAUCAUAUCAUCCCCAAGCCAACGGCCUCAUUGAACGAUUUCAUCGUCAACUUAAGGACGCCUUACGCGCUCGUUUGGCUGGCCCUCACUGGUUUUACCACCUCCCUUGGAUCCUUUUUGGAAUCCGAUGCGCUCCCAAAGAUGACACCAACUUGUCACCUGCCCAAUUGGUUUACAGGACAUCGUUGAGAGUACCUGGAACCUUGUGCGUUCAUCCUACUGCCCUGUCUACGCCCGCCGAACAUUUUUGGAGCCUUUGCGAUCAAUUCGCCAAUUUGGUUCCACCUCAAUCCAAAUUCCAUGGGGGCUCCGCAACUUUCGCCCCUGGCGAUUUGUCUUUGUGCCCUUUCGUUUGGGUAAUGGUAGACAGGGUUCGCCCGCCUUUGGAACCGCCUUACAAAGGCCCCUAUCGUGUCCUUUCACAACGAGACAAGACGUUCUUAGUGGACAUCAAUGGAAAAGCUGAUAACGUAUCUAUUGACCGCUUGAAGCCAACAUAUUUUGACGCUUCCAAACCUCCUCCUGUAGUGACCAGUGCUGGUCGCGUCGUUGCCCCACCUCAGCAAUUUCGACCCGUAUAA
Messenger RNA from Tigriopus californicus, 606 nucleotides. RefSeq lists its product as uncharacterized. The record is from RefSeq and is a predicted model, not a curated record. The coding region runs from base 1 to 606 and encodes 201 amino acids. Gene Ontology annotation, biological process: DNA integration. Gene Ontology annotation, molecular function: nucleic acid binding. NCBI's taxonomy places the organism in Eukaryota, Metazoa, Arthropoda, Copepoda, Harpacticoida, Harpacticidae. The transcript has a single exon.